Beta vulgaris subsp. vulgaris (sugar beet) is the source of this 1148-nucleotide messenger RNA. RefSeq names its product 30S ribosomal protein S9, chloroplastic. Gene Ontology annotation, molecular function: RNA binding; structural constituent of ribosome. The coding region runs from base 134 to 763 and encodes 209 amino acids. Gene Ontology annotation, cellular component: mitochondrial small ribosomal subunit; plastid small ribosomal subunit; ribosome. The record is from RefSeq and is a predicted model, not a curated record. The transcript has 3 exons. Gene Ontology annotation, biological process: translation. Lineage: Eukaryota; Viridiplantae; Streptophyta; Magnoliopsida; Caryophyllales; Amaranthaceae.
UACAACCAAAUCAAAUCCUUUUGAGAAAUUGUUAGAAACGUUAUCCUCUCUGGGAAUCAGUCUCAGAGGAACCUCAUCCUUCUCGGGCCUCUCUUCCACUGUUACAAACCUUUUCCUUUCUCUCAUAAUAAAAAUGGCGGUCUCAAUCUCAUCUGUCACCUCAUCCUUCUCUUCUCUUUCAUUCUCCUCCAACCUCACUUCCAAAUCCCAAAUCUUACCUGUGGCGCGCACGAAAUCAUUCCCAUUAUCUCAUUCCGUUGUCGUGAAGCCCCUUUUUAUCACAGCAUCAUCGUCCUCCACUACUCCCCUCGAAGCGCCCGAGUCCCUCGACCUUCAAAAAUUCGUGAAGUCGCGCCUUCCUGGUGGCUUUGCGGCGCAGACAAUUAUCGGCACUGGUAGGAGAAAAUGCGCCAUUGCUAGGGUUGUUCUUCAAGAAGGAACUGGACAAUUCAUCAUUAAUUACCGGGAUGCCAAGGACUAUCUCCAAGGGAACCCACUGUGGCUUCAAUAUGUGAAAACCCCAUUGGCUACUUUGGGUUACGAAGCAAACUAUGAUGUCUUUGUCAAAGCCCAUGGUGGUGGGCUUUCAGGUCAAGCACAGGCAAUAUCUCUUGGUGUUGCCAGGGCAUUGUUGAAAGUUAGUGCAAGUCACAGAGCUCCUCUAAAACAAGAGGGUCUCCUCACUAGAGAUGCUAGGGUAGUGGAGAGGAAGAAAGUUGGUCUCAAGAAAGCUCGCAAAGCUCCUCAAUUUUCAAAGCGUUGAGUGUGUGUGUACAUCUGCUCAAGUUGAUCAAUCCUACCUCUACUUUUUAGCUACUGCUUUCUUUCUUCGAUGCUGCUGCGGGAGAUUUUAACAUGUCAAAUUGUUCACACUAAUGCAAUUAUAAGCUCACAGGAGUUUCGGCUAGCAAAGCCAUGUUGGCAGAAGACAGUACAUGUGAAGUGUGUUCAAGUGGAUAAAAGUUUCCUAAUGCUAAUAUGACAGAUUAUAGAAUCUUUUUUUUUUUGUUUGCUGUAAUUCUUGUAUUACCUUGGCACUCCUUUUUCCUUGAUGUCAUAUGAGAGGGAAUAUGGGCUCUACGUGUAUGGUUAUCUAGGGUGUAAAUCUUUUGCGAACAAUGAAUGAAACAUAUCUUCCUACAUUUCAA